AGGGCCUUGAAGCUUAAAAAUGGCGACUACGAUAAGCUGGCAAUGAGUGUUGGUUUGAUGAUUGUUUGAAAAAUUAAAACCAAAAUAAAUAUACCUUUUUAACUGUUUGAUAAAGUAUUUUCAAAGUUAGUUUAGUUUUAUAAAAAUCUAAUUUGAGUUUUUUUCAAUUAUGGCUAACCUAGUUAAAGACGUCAUUAUCACCGACAGCCAUCCUAAGACGCUUCUUCUCAACAGGCACAUCGAGUAUAUAGCUGCUUAUGGAAAUAACAAAGAAGAUUUUGAAUAUUGCAUGACUGAAUACCUGAGAAUGUCUGGCAUGUACUGGGGGCUCACAGCCAUGGAAUUGAUGGGCCGACUUCAUUAUAUGGACAAGGCUCAAGUCAUUGAAUUCAUAUCGCAGUGCAUUGAUUCUUCAGGUGGCAUUUCAUCCAGCAUAGGCCAUGACCCUCAUUUACUCUACACUCUAAGUGCAGUACAGAUACUUUGCUUGCUGGAUGCAGUCUCGGUGUUGCCUGUGGAGAGGGUCACGCAAUACGUGGCGUCGCUGCAGCAGCCGGAUGGCAGUUUCACGGGCGACAGGUGGGGGGAAGUCGACACAAGAUUCUCGUUCUGCGCAGUCGCCUGCUUGUCUUUAUUGGGUAGACUGGAUGCAAUCGACGUAGAUAAAGCGGUGGAGUUUGUUGUCUCAUGUCAUAACUUUGAUGGAGGAUUUGGUUCACAGCCUGGAUCUGAAAGCCAUGCUGGUCUGAUAUAUUGCUGUGUUGGAUUUCUCUCAAUCACUGGUCGUUUGCACCUUAUUGACGGAGAUCUGCUGGGUUGGUGGCUGAGUGAACGCCAGCUGCCAUCUGGUGGCCUGAACGGGAGGCCUGAGAAGCUGCCAGACGUCUGCUACUCGUGGUGGGUUCUUGCAUCGUUGGCAAUGCUCGGUCGUCUUCAUUGGGUCCACAAGCAGUCGUUGGAGAGAUUCGUACUGGCUUGUCAGGACUCAGAACUUGGAGGAUUCAGUGACCGUCCAGGAGACAUUCCGGAUCCAUUCCAUACUCUUUUUGGACUGGCAGCAUUAUCACUCCUUGGCAAUGAUGAACUGGGAAAGGUGAAUCCUGCCUUCUGUAUGCCUCAGCAUGUCAUCGAUAGGUUGAAGCUACGGCCGCAGAUGUUGUCUGUUUGAUGAUAAGUUACCAUUAUUAUUACAUUAUUGUAGCAAUCAAUUCAAUUGUAUUAAACACCAACUGUUUGUACAUGAUAUUCUUAGUUUUGCACUCUUUUGAGUGAUAAUGCAUUGAUAUGUUAGUCAUAAGCUUCUCCAACUCAUUUCAAAGCUGACCAAACUUUUAAUAAUUCUUUUAUCAUUUGAUACGUAAGAAUUCUUGAAAUAUCUUCUGAUAGAAAGAAAACUUUUGGAAAAAGUUUAGUCUACAUUCAGUCUGAAUGUAGUCUACAUUCAGUCUGAAUCAACUGAGCAAUUAUAUAGCACUGUAUAAAAAUUGACCUAGAAAAAUAAUAAUGAGUCAAAAAUCACGUGGAUAUCAUGAUUUUUUUACGAUCAUAAUUUUUUUAUGAUCAUAAAACUUAGUUUACAAAACAAUUUGUUUUUAUUGUUCACGUCAUCAUGUAUCAUUUAUAGAUGCACAAAUCAUUUAUAUACAAUGAUUGAGAGGACAAGGAUAGAAACAAAAAAUAAUUAUAAAUUUAUUCCUCAAAAUGUUAUUAUUUUGGAGUAUAAUGCUGAGGUCUUACUAUAUCACUUCCUAAUUUUGAUGAAUAACAUUUUUAAAAUUAUCCAAAAAAUGUUUUCACUUGAAAACUUUUUUCUAUCUUCUGUACAAAAUAAUAUUAAGUUUAGUGAAAGUUUUAACUUUAUGGUUAAUGAAAAAAUAUUAAUGACGUUAUGGUUAAAAUACUUGAAAAUCAAAAACUAUUCCACUCAUGUCACCAUAAACUAGAAUUUGUUUUAGUUAUUUAAAAAAAUCUUGAUCCAGAAAUAACUCACUACCGUAUCCAGCUAUGAAUAUGAAAAAUUAUGUAAUUUAGUUUGUUAGGAGGUUUUCAGUAGUCCUCCUGUAGCUUCAACUAAGUGUCCUUGAAACAGCAUACAGGCAACGUAUGCUUCGUAGGUUGAUAUUGCAUUUUGCAAAUUGCCUUUGCUGAUUAUGAAUAGAGCUCCCUCCCUACAGAGCUUCCUUCAACUUGCCCUUAUACUGGAACUCCUUCAGCGCCUUCUUAGCAUGGUAGAUGCGCGCCUAGGUUUAACGCUCUGCAGAAUUUCAGCAAAAAUACCUAGUCUCAUGAUUUUCUUUUCUUAAAUAAAUUCAAUUCUGUACAUUUCAUAUGCAUUAUGUAUACACGAAUAAUUAAAAACAAAUUUUUCUUGGUUGGCAACUUAUUCAUGUAAUGAAAAUUUCAAGUUGUAAAAUUUCACAACUUGAGUACUGUACAUACUUUACAAGAGAUUGUUGACCAAUUUUCAAUUUGAUUGAUACGUGGGAGGAUCCCCGGACCCCCAGUUGGAGCCCCCUCUCAAUAAUUUUGACAAGUCGGCGCCUGUGGGCAUUGUAUUCUUAUAAUAUGUUGCUGUCCUAUUUAUUUCAACAAACAAUUAUUUUACUCAUAUAAUGUUUAGUUGAAGAGUUUUUACAAAAUGUAAAUGAAUUUUCUACUCCUUGAAUCACACUUAAACCCAUAUUAUAUGAAAUAAGCAAUUUAUUAAAUAUCUCUACAAUUUUCUAACUCAAUAUUUAAUUUAAUCAAUUAGUUUACAAUCUACAUAAAUAAGUUUUGAAACGAGUUCAUUAAAAUUAUGGUGGAUUACAUUCAAAGUUUUAUUGUAGGGCCUACUAGUUAAUAAUAUUUAUAUUCACUGAAUUUUAAUGACAUUUAUUUCUCAAUUUCUUUUUGAUUACUUUUCAAGUGAUCAAGAAUUUUAUCGUAUUUCCUUACUAUCGUUAUCUGUUACGUAUUCAAUCUUAUCGCUAAGGUUACUAAUCUUCGUAUUUACUAUUUCUACUACAUUGUUGUAAAAUAAGUCAAAAUUAUUUUCAAAUUCAAAUAAAUCUCUGUCUGAUAA
This is a messenger RNA of Nilaparvata lugens (brown planthopper), 3064 nucleotides long. RefSeq names its product geranylgeranyl transferase type-2 subunit beta (gene betaggt-II). Gene Ontology annotation, molecular function: Rab geranylgeranyltransferase activity. The record is from RefSeq and is a predicted model, not a curated record. The transcript is spliced from 7 exons. Lineage: Eukaryota; Metazoa; Arthropoda; Insecta; Hemiptera; Delphacidae. Gene Ontology annotation, biological process: protein geranylgeranylation. The coding region runs from base 170 to 1168 and encodes 332 amino acids. Gene Ontology annotation, cellular component: Rab-protein geranylgeranyltransferase complex.